Molecule: messenger RNA, 549 nt
Organism: Botrytis fragariae
Lineage: Eukaryota; Fungi; Ascomycota; Leotiomycetes; Helotiales; Sclerotiniaceae
Product: putative vacuolar protein sorting 55 protein
Exons: 4
Coding region: 1-549 (182 amino acids)
Biological process (GO): late endosome to vacuole transport via multivesicular body sorting pathway
Cellular component (GO): endosome; Vps55/Vps68 complex
Source: RefSeq, a predicted model, not a curated record
AUGAUGAGGCAAGCUCGAACUGUUGUUAGAAGUUUAAAAGGGCAAGACUUUGAGGGUUAUGGCACCAUAGGAGAGAGAAUAAUUAGUGCUGCUUUACAAGCGACCGAUAACUAUCAAUUCCAAUCGCAACUCAUUCAACGUGCCAUUCCCAGCAUAUUCAAUAUGACCGCCGGCCUAAAAACAAUAAUUUCCCUCUCCUUCGUCCUCGCUCUCGGAUUUCUCCUCGUAAUCCUCUCUUGCGCGCUCUUCCACCAAUACCUUCCCCUCCUCGUCGUCCUCACAUUCAUUCUCGCUCCUCUCCCCAAUUUCCUCGCAUCCCGCUGUUCUUCUCCCGAUGACUUCUCCGAUUCGUCCUCUUCUGGAGUUCUCGAUCUCGGUCGUUUCGCAACGGGUUUCUUGUGCAUGAUGGGUGUAGCUCUUCCCGCCGUGUUGGCGCAUAGUCAUAUUAUUACUGUGCCGGCCAUGGUUAUGAGCAUUAUUGGCGGUGUUCUGAUUUAUGGAACGAUGAUUAGUUUUGGAAUGUUUUUCCAAGAGGAGGCUGAGUUUUAG